AUGAUGGAUACAGAAAAUACUUUGAAGAAUUUCCUCAAUCUCGAAAAUAUAAAUGACAGAUAUGUUACAGAUCUAAACACAAAUAAAAAGAAGUUUUCUUAUGCUGAGUUAUGUGAAGAAAUAGAAAAUUUUCGAAAAUUUUUUCAAAGUAUAAAUAUAAAAAAAGGAGAUGAAAUAUCUAUUAUUUUAUUUAAUAGUAUAGAAUAUGUUUUGUCAUUUUUAAGUAUCAAUUUUAAUCAAAAUAUAUGUUUACCACAAAAUACAAAUUUAAAAAAAGAAGAAUAUGAAAAAUAUUUGGUUAGCAAUUGCAAGUAUAUAAUAGUUCAUGAUUAUGAUGAAAAUGAUGAAAACUAUGCAAGUAUAAAAAAAAAACAUGGAUAUUAUAAAAAUGUGCUUAAUUCAUUAGAAGAAUUAUCAAAAGAGAAUAAUAUAGGAUUGAUAAAAAUAAAAAAAAAUAAUACAAAACCUUAUUUUACAUAUUCUUAUAUACCAAAUGGUAGAGAAUUAGAAAAACAAGACAAGGUUAUAAACAAUUCUGAAUCAAAGAAUGAUAUAUGUCUACAUUUGCAUACGUCUGGAACGACUAGUAAAGUAAAAAUUGUUCAAUUAACUAAUAAUAAUAUAAAAACAACCAUAAAAAAUAUUGUAAAUUCAUAUGAUAUAAAUAAAAAUGAUAAUACAAUUAUAGUUAUGCCUUUAUAUCAUGUACAUGGAUUAAUAGGAGUAUUAAUGCCUAUUUUAUUUUCAAAAGGAAAUAUAUUAUUUCAAUUAGGUCAUUCAUUUAGUGCUUCAGAAUUUUGGAAUAACAUAAUGGAAUAUAAUAUUAGUUAUUUUUCUGCAAUACCAACAAUAUUAAAAAUUUUAUUAUUGCGAUACGAAAAAGAUUAUUUAAGAGAAGAUAGUGAUAAAAAAAAAGUUCAACAUAAAUUGAGAUUUAUUAGAACUUCAAGUUCAAGUUUAGAUGAAUUAUUAGAAAAGGAAAUCGAAGAAAAAUUUGAAACUCAAGUUUUUCAAGCAUAUGGUAUGACUGAGGCAUGUCAUCAAGUUAGUUCAAAUAAAUUAAUAAGCAAUAAUAAUAACAAAGUAUGUAUGAAAAAGUUAAAAAGUGUAGGAAUACCGAAUGUAGGAGUUGUAAUAUAUGAUGCCGAAAAAAAAAAAGUAUGUGACUAUAAUACGUUAGGUGAAAUAUGUAUUAAUGGAAAAAAUGUUAUGUAUGGUUAUAAAGAAAUAAAAGAUAAUGAUCAUAUAUAUGUAUAUGUUAAUACAAUAAAAGAUAAGACACAAUAUAUGAUGAAUAAUAAAUUUUUAGAAAUUGGAGAAAAUGUACCUUUUUUUAAAACUGGAGAUAUAGGAUAUGUUGAUGAAGAUAAUUUCCUUUUUUUAUCUGGUCGAAUUAAAGAUAUAAUAAAUAGAGGAGGUGAAAAAAUUAUGCCCAAUGAAAUAGACGAUGUUUUAAGAACACACCCAAUCAUACAAGAUUGUAUAACUUUUGGAUCAAAGGAUGAUGUAUAUGGUGAAAUUAUAAACGCUUCGGUAAUAGUUAAAAGUGCUUAUUUAAUCAGUAGCAAUAAUAAUAUGAAUAAAAUAAAUGAAUAUAUGGAAAAUGGAAUGGAAAAUAAAGUUAAUGCACCAACUCAAAAACAGAACGAUAAAGUUGUUGAAAAUAAUGACAAUGCUAAAGAAGAUACCGAAUUUGAUGUAAAUAAAAGUAUAGAAUUAAAUUUGAAUAAUUUUCAUAGAAGAUUUGAACUAAAAGAACAUAUGAGAAAAGGAUUAGCCGAUUUUAAAGUACCUAAAAAUAUAUAUUUUGUUAAUAAUUUUUUAAAAACAGAUACAGGUAAAAUAUCACGAAAAAAAGUAUCAGAAGGUAUUGAACUGAUAAAAAAUAAAGAUAUUCCAAUUUUUGAUAUUAUUGCUAUAAUUUUUAAAAAAUAUGAAAUAAAUUAUAUAUAUGGAGUAUAUGGCAUACCUAUAAAUAAAAUUAUAAAAAGUUUUAUUAAAAAUCAAAUUUAUUAUAUUAGUUUUCGCAAUGAAAUAAAUGCUGCUAUAAGUUCUAAUUAUGUAAACUAUUUUAGUACACAAAACAAAAAAAAAGUUGGAAUCGUUUUUGCAUGUUCCGGUCCAGGAUUUAUAAAUACAAUUAGUGGCUUAUACAAUUCAAAAAUAAAUAAUUUACCUAUGAUAUUAAUAUCUUUUGAAAAUUUUAUAGAUAAUAAUUUAACACUUUUUGAAAAGUAUAAUAAUUUUCAAUAUUUUCCACAAUUGGAUUUUUUAAAUAAAUCUAAAGAAAUAUGUAAUUAUGUAUAUCAUGCAAAUUCUUUAGACACAUUCUAUGAUCAGUUUGAUAAAGCCAUAAAUCAAGCUGUUAAGUAUAAAGGCCCUGUUUAUUUAAAUUUAGAUUAUAAAAUGAUAAACCAAACAGUACAUAUUGAACACGCCUUUCAAGUAUUAGACAUGGUUUCAAAAAAUGUUAAUAUAUAUUUUGAUCUAAACAAUGAUCAAGUUGUAAAGACAGAUCAAGUAUAUGUCACCCCACAUAUGACUGAUGAACAAAUGAAAAAAUUUGUAAAUUUAGUAAACCAGAUAAAACAUAUUUAUAAGUCUAACAGUAAGGGUGUCAUUUUUGUAGGGACAAAUUGUAAUAAUGGCAUAAAAUAUAUUUUAAAAUUAUCGAAACUUUUGAAAAUUCCAAUAUAUACUAACACAAUGGGAAAAUCUUUUAUAAAAGAAAAUUACAUUUAUAAUGUAAAUUCUUGUAAAUCUUUUCUCUUUAACAAUAUCGAUUUUUGUAUUUCUAUUGGUACCCCAUACAAUUUUUAUUUCGAUUUUGGAAAUUUCCUGAUAUGCAAAAAAGAAAACAUGAUAUGCAUUGACUUGAAUAAUGUUGAAGAAGUUCCAAAAAAUGCUGACAAAAAUAAUCAUUUCUUUUUUCAUGAUUUAUAUUUUGUUUUAAAAAAAUUAUAUUUUACUAUGAAAGAGGAUACUACAUUAUUGUCAAUGAUUGAUGAUCGACAAAACUGGAUUAAUACUCUAAGCAAAGAAAAAAAGAAAAAUACUUAUAAAAUAUGCACAAAAAUUGCAACCCAGUUUUUUGAUCAAAAUAAUAAUACAUUUACUAUGGAACAAGCUUUUUUAAUUUUACGAAAUAUCUUAAUUAAUUAUUAUUUUAUACAAAAUGAUAUUUCAAUAGAGUAUAAAAAAUAUUUUACAAAUUAUUUUCAACUACUUAAUGAAGACCAAAUAAAAGCUCAUGGCUUAUCCGAUAUAGUAUAUACAUCAGAAGAGGAAAGAAAAAUAGUAAACAAUAGUAAAAAGGAAAAAAUAAACCAACUAAGUAAUGAUAAUAUUGAAAAUAUAAAUUGGGAAAGUUUUCCAGAAAAUGAAGACGAUUGUGAUUUAAGUGAUAGCAGUGAGGAUGAAAACAAAAAUAGUGAUAUAAUUGGACAAAGGAAAGAAAACAAAUUUUUAAAUAAAAAAAUAAAAAAAAGAAUAAUAAUUACUAAUGAAGGAUCUAUAUCAUUAAUGAUGGGAAUUUUAUAUUUACCAAAAUUUGGAUUAUAUAAUUAUGUAAUACCACAAAUAAAUGGAAUGAUGGGAGUUUCAAUGAAUGCAGCUAUUACUGCUUCUUUAGAAAAUAAAAAUUGUAUAGUAUUUUCAAUUUUAGGUGAUUCAUCUUUUGGUUUUACUUGUAAUGAAAUUGAAACUAUUUGUAGACUCAAACUAAAAAUUGUUCUUAUUAUUAUAAAUAAUAAUGGAAUAUAUGGAAGUAGAGAUUUUGAAAUGAAAGAAAAAAGGGAAGAACAAAAAAGUGAAAUAAAUUAUGACAAUAAUAAAACCUUUGACACUCAGUUUUAUUUAAAUAAUCCAUCAGCUUUAUAUCAUUUUAGUAAAUAUGAAAAUUAUAUUACUGCUCAUGGAGGAUAUGGUUCUUUCAUUGAUACUAAAGAUGAAUUUAUAAAACAGAUGAAGCAUAUUACUAGUGAUAAGUUUGAUCAUUUUCCAGUUUUACUUAACGUACUCGUUGAAGACACUGGUUCUGUUCAUUUUCAUUCCGAUAAAUGUAUUCUAUAA
Messenger RNA from Plasmodium vinckei vinckei, 4071 nucleotides. RefSeq names its product acyl-CoA synthetase, putative. The record is from RefSeq and is a predicted model, not a curated record. Gene Ontology annotation, molecular function: thiamine pyrophosphate binding; medium-chain fatty acid-CoA ligase activity. Bases 1 to 4071 code for a protein of 1356 amino acids. Gene Ontology annotation, biological process: fatty acid metabolic process. The transcript has a single exon. NCBI's taxonomy places the organism in Eukaryota, Apicomplexa, Aconoidasida, Haemosporida, Plasmodiidae.